UCUUUCUCCGUGUUCCUUAAUUCAUCACGAAAUUAAGCUGUUGAAGCUUUUUCGCGUUUUGGGUUUUUGAUUUCUUGCAGUUUUUGAGUUUGCACUGUUGCCGUCGUAGAGAGGGGGAAGGGAGAGAUGUUUAAGGAAAUGAUCAGCAAGAAGAACCAUCUGCAUUUGAAGUGCUUGAAUCACAUAUCAAUGCAGUGCCGGUCCGUCGAAGAGUCUAUCAAUUUCUAUUGCAACGUCCUCGGUUUUGUUCCCAUUCGAAGGCCUAGUUCGUUUGACUUCGAUGGUGCUUGGCUAUUCAACUAUGGGAUCGGCAUUCAUCUGAUCAAAUCCGAGGACCUGGAUGGACUGCCGGAAGUCGGUCAAAUCAAUCCCAAAGACAGGCACAUUUCUUUCCAGUGCGAAAGCAUGGAAACGGUGGAGAAGAAGCUGAGGGAGAUGAAGAUAGAGUUCGUGAACGGCCAAGUGGUGGAAGGCGGUAUCGCCGUCGAUCAGCUCUUCUUCCAUGACCCUGAUGGCUUGAUGAUCGAGGUCUGCAACUGUGAGAACAUCCCGGUGGUUGCACUUGACGACGAUGGAGAUGCCAUUUGAGGGUGCUCGCUAGUGAACGGCGAUAACGUGGAGCAAGAGGCGACAAUACAAUCGAGCUGUGUUCGACACCAUAUUAAAUGAAUUGGGCUGCGAUUUUCAUGCAUGAUAGUGUAGAAGAAGAAAGGUGGAGAAAUCAGAAGCUGUUAUUUUGUAGGAUCAAUUCGUUCAUUCAUAUGUGUAUGUAUUCUUUUGAGUUUGAACUUUUUUGUUGCUUUCGGACUCGAGUCCGGCGAUUAAUGCAUUCUUUUUUCCUCUUUGUAUA
Molecule: messenger RNA, 850 nt
Organism: Eucalyptus grandis
Lineage: Eukaryota; Viridiplantae; Streptophyta; Magnoliopsida; Myrtales; Myrtaceae
Exons: 3
Coding region: 127-588 (153 amino acids)
Source: RefSeq, a predicted model, not a curated record